Molecule: messenger RNA, 5568 nt
Organism: Carcharodon carcharias (great white shark)
Lineage: Eukaryota; Metazoa; Chordata; Chondrichthyes; Lamniformes; Lamnidae
Product: zinc finger protein 271-like
Exons: 2
Coding region: 696-1616 (306 amino acids)
Biological process (GO): regulation of transcription by RNA polymerase II
Cellular component (GO): nucleus
Molecular function (GO): RNA polymerase II cis-regulatory region sequence-specific DNA binding; DNA-binding transcription factor activity, RNA polymerase II-specific
Source: RefSeq, a predicted model, not a curated record
UUCACUUCCUGUAGGGACUGAAAACCAAGUGAGGAGAUGAAGGACUGCGCCAUACUACACCGGAGAAUACAGAGAGGAUAGACACCGCAGAUAGAUCCUGACCAUCACCCAAGGAACAACUGCACAACUGUGGGAAAACAUCCAGUCCCUUCACAGCUUUGCUCAACACAGAGAAGUUUGGGCAGCGAAACCAUCAAAUGGAAAUCGGUCGGGUCAGGGGAGCUUUGACAAAUCUGGUUAGUGUUGUGGAACCUUCCAUCAGAACCAACCUUUCCGAAGGUUUGGCUGUGGGUGUUCAGUCAGGGUGAGGCUGGGAAGAAGUGUGAGUGGCUCCAAGUGUGGGGAGAGCUUCAAUCAUUCAUCGAGCCUCAUGAACCACUGACUCAUUCCUACAGAUGAGAGGCUGUUCAAGUGUGAAGUGUCUGAGGUAGGCUCCACAGGUUUAUAAGAUCUCCUAAAGCACAAGCUGCAUCUUUGUCCCACCAGUAGCACAGGGCAGCUACAUGGAAGAGAAACCAUCCAAGUGUGGUGUGUAAUCAACAUUUCACACAUCCAUCGACAUUAGAGAAUCACCUACGCAGUGAUACUGGGAAAAGCCAUUCAAACGUGAGGUGUGUAACAAGGGCUUUGCAUAAUUAUCAGGCCUGGCGGGUCACUGGCUCAUUCACACCGGGGAGAAACAGUUCACAUGCGAGAUGUGUGACAAAUCAUUCUCAUCGUCAUCAGAUCUCUGCAAAUAUCAACACAUUCACACCGGGGAGAAACUGUUCACAUGUGAGGUGUGUGAGAAAUCAUUCUCAGCAUCAGGGAACCUCCAUAAACACCAACGCACUCACACAGGAGUGAAACCAUUCAGGUGCGAAGUGUGUGAGAAAUCAUUCUCCCAGUCAUCACAUCUCCUGGAGCAUCAGAGGAUUCACACAGGGGAGAAACUUUUCACAUGCAAAGUAUGCAACAAUUCAUUCUCCAGGUCAUCCGACCUCCGUGCACACCAACGCAGUCACACAGGGGAGAAACCGUUCAGGUGUGAGGUCUGUGACAAAUCAUUCUCACGGUCAUCGUACCUCCAUGUACACCAACGCAUACAUACAGGGGAGAAAUCGUUCACAUGUGAGGUGUGUGACAAAUCGUUCUCACAGUCAGGGAACCUCCAUGUACACCAGCGCAUUCACACAGGCGAGAAACCAUUCAAGUGUGAAACGUGUGAGAAAUCAUUCUCGACAUCAUCGCAUCUCCUGGAGCAUCAAAGGAUUCACACAGGGGAGAAACCAUUCAUUUGCGAGGUGUGCGACAAUUCAUUCUCAAGGUCAUCGGAUCUUCGCACACACCAACGCAUUCACACAGGGGAGAAACCGUUUAGGUGCGAGGUGUGUGACAAAUCAUUCUUGCGGUCAUUAUACCUCCAUGUACACCUACGCAUUCACACAGGGGAGAAAUCCUUCACGUGUGAGGUGUGUGACAAAUCAUUCUCACAGUCAGGGAACUUGCGCAGACAUCAACGCAUUCACACAGGAGAGAAACCAUUCAGGUGCAAUGUGUGUAAGAAAUCAUUCUCUGACUCAUCAAACCUCUUUGUACACCAACGCAUUCAUAGUGGAGAGACCAUUCACAUAUGAGGUGUGUGACAAACCAUCCUCGUCACCAUCAGAUUUCCGCAAACAUCAAAACAUUCACACGGGAGAAAUCGUUCACAUGUGAGGUUUGAGACAAAUCAUUCUCAGAAUCAGGAAACCUCUGCAGACACUAAGUCAUUCACACUGGGGAGAAACUAUUCAAUUGCGAUGUGAGCAACAAAUCGUUUCUGAGAUCAUCGAGCCUCCUGCUCCAUCAGAGAAUCCACACAGGGGAGUAACCCUUGAAGUGUGCAGUUUGUGAGAAAGCUUUUAUGGUGUUGUCAACCCUCCUGGGACACCAGAAGAUUCACACAGGGAGAAACUCUUCAGGUGCAAUAUUUGUGCGACAACUUUCAACCAUCCGCUGGUCUUCUGAAGCAACAGCAGAGUCACACUGGAGAGAAACCAUUCAGGUGUGAGGUUGGUGACAAGGCUCUCACACAGUCAACGUAUCUCCUGGUCCAUGAAUGCACUCACAGGGGGGAGAAAUCCUAUUUUGUGAGUUCUGCAAUAAAAUCUUCACACCGUUCUUGGACCUCCUGGAGCAUCAGCGAACCCACACGGGAUCUCUUUAACCAAGUUUUGACCAAUUUGUCAUCAGAGUGUGAAUCUCUACACAAUCUCACUGCAAAGGAUGUUCAGUGAUAUUGGGGCACAGAACAAGAAGGAGCUUUCACUCACAUCAAACAACUAGUGAAGUCAACGCCAGUGCUGAGGUACGAUGAUGUCAAUGAUGAAGUCACCCUGCAGUGAGAUGCCAGUGAAACAGGACUUAGAGCAAAACCUCAUGCAGCAAGGACAACCAGUUGUGUUUGUAUCCAGAGCAUUAACACAAACUGAAUGACGCUGUGCACAGAUUGAGAAAGAGAGCCUGGCUAUUGUCUUUGCUUGUGAACAUUUCGAUUGUUUGGGAGAGAGAAAGUAUUGGUUGAGUUUGACUGCAAACCAAUGCAAAGCAUCUUUCUCAAACUGCUUCUCUCUGCUCCAAAGCAAUUGCAAAGGAUGUUAUUUCAUUUGCAGAGAUAUCACUUGGAAGUGAAGUACAAGCAAGGGAAGCAGAUAUACAUCACUGACAUGCUGUUGACAGUUGCGUUCUCUUUGAAGGAAGUUUCUGUUAGUACAGAGUGUGAAAUCUUCCAACAAGAAGCAAUAGCACGACAUGCUUUGGAAGUCAUCAACCCAGAAGAGACAGUGAAUCUGAUAGACAAGCAUCUUACUCAGAUCAAGAAAACUACACAAUGAGAUACAACUCUUCAAAUGUUACAGGAAGUUGUGAUGAAAGGAUGGUCUGAAACCAUCAAGGACGCACCUGUUGAUAUAAGAGAGUAUUGGACAGACAGAGAUGAAGUGAUCGCCCAAGAUGGCAUCUUGUACAAAGGGACUAGGGUCAUUAUCCCUAAAGAGAUGAGAAAAGAGAUGCUGAAGCACAUCCAUACAAACCAUAAGGAAUCGAGUCUAGUCUGAGGAAGGCAAGAGAAGAGCUUUACUGGCCAAACAUGAGCAAUGAGAUUAAGGACCACAUCAGCCAGUGCGAUGUGUGUAAUGAAUAUCAAGCUAAGCAAGAUAAAGAGCUGCUCAUGAUUCAUGACAUCCCAGACAGACCAUGGAUGAAGCUUGGAGUAGACCUCUUCACUCUCACUGGAACUGAUUAUCUCUUCACAGUCGACUACUAUUCAGACGACUGGGAGUUAGACCAGCUGACGUCAACAACUACCAGUGAGAUUGUAGAACGCUUGAAAGCACACGUCAGUCGUCAUGGCAUUCCUGACAUUGUGAUGAGUGACAAUGGUCCUCAAUUCACAAGUGAAGAAUUCAGACACUUGAUGAAUGAUUGGGAAAUUCAGCGCCACACAUCAUUUGCAAACUAUCCCCAGUCAGAUGGAAAGGCUGAGGCAGCGGUGAAAAUUGCCAAAGGGAUCAUCAAAAAAUCAACUAGAUCCAGCACAGAUGUGUACAAGGCAAUUUUAGAGUGGAGAAAUGCACUUACUGAAGGCAUGGAAAGUUGUCUAAUCCAGUUACUAAUGUCACGCUGCACCCAGACUACUCUUCCAACAGCUAAAAAACUACUGAGGCCAGAAGUAGUAACAGGGAGUGAGUGACAAGGUCAAAGGGAAACAACAGAAAAACAAAUUUCACUUUGAUAAAGCUGUCACAUCGUUGCCAGAGCUGAGAGUUGGAAAGCCGGUCAGAGUGAAAACAUUCAACGCACCUCAACAAAAGUCAGCUCACUUGGUAACUUGGGUCCUGUGUAGAGAAAUUGUCACCUCAAUCGUACACGGUGAAAGUGAACAACUAGAUCUAUCGUCACAACUGCAGACAUCUACGUGCAACCGGAGAAACUGCUCCUUCAGAGCAGACAGCUGAUGAGGCAGAUCUGAUUUCACCAACUGAGCAAGGAAUCUCCACACAAUCAUCAGCAACGACCAUCAGUCCCACAGGUCAACUGUUCCCCAAUAAAUGCAGUGGAUCAGCAGCAACAAUUACCACAGCAACAACACUUGUCACAGCAACAACAUUCCCCAGAGAGACAUCACCUCAGGAACCAGCAGACACUGGAUGAACAGCCAACAACACACAUGUACCAUAAGAAGAUCUGAACACUUUAAACAUUGUGUGUGUAAUGUACGUAUAGGGAGACGCAAAAUUGAAACAGACCAGAAAGAACAAACAGUUUUUUAUUCAUGUGAUAAUUUUCUUUAAGAAUUAUAUUUGUGGAGUAAUUUGAAAAUGUUAGAAAAUGCAAUUUUUUUUUUAUGAAGAGGGGGAUGUUUGGAUAAAUCCCUUUUUACACUUUGGUUUCCCACAUUAAUGUGACAUCUGAUGUCAUCAUAUGUAAUUAAAGGUUUGAGGGCAGUAAUCAUUUUACACACCAUAUGGAACAAUAUUUAAAAUUCAUAUUGCUUGAAAUAUUUCCAGAGUAACAUGAGUUUCCUGAAGCUUGGGAAACUGACCAGUGAAAUGGAGGUGACUUUGAGCAGCAGAUCAGGUGGAAAUUUAAACUUGUCAUUGUCCCAUCUGAAUAAAACCUCACUUAUUGCAGUUGCUGUCUCAGUUCUCCUGGUAAACGUUUGACAGAAAUUUCUAGGGUGGGAAAAGCAUUCUUCAUCCUCUGAGGCUUUCAAACUGACAACAUCAGUGUGGGAUGUGUAGCCUUGGAUGUGUUUGACAGCAGAUCAGAAGAGGAAGACCCACAGCAUCCAAGGCAGCGAUGCAGUGGUGGGAUCAGCAUUUCUUUUUCUUAUUCAUUAAUGGGAUGUGGGCGUCGCUGGCUAGGCCAGCAUUUAUUGCCCAUCCCUAAUUGCCCUUGAAAAGGUGGUAGUGAGCUGCCUUCUUGAACCGCUGCAGUACAUGUACAGGAGAGAGGAACAUGCACAGGUGAGAGAGGACCAUGGGAGAAAGAAACAUGGGGAGGAGAGGGGGCCGCAGGAGAAAGAAGGACACAGGAGAGAAGGGGGCACAGGAAAGAGGGGUACAGGAAGAAGGGACACAGGAGAGGGAGUCAUUUACACUGCUCUCAUCUGUUCACCACCUCUUACCUGUCUUUCCUACCUCCCCCCCAAUCUGUUUCCUUCUCAUCCUCUUUUCUACCUCUCCCUCCUCAAUCCUCUCUCACACCUCCCAUCUCUUCUGCCCCAUCUCUCUCUCCUGUCUUUCUCCAGCAAUCGGCAGAAACUCGCCACUCAUUAUUCCCAUCUGGGGCCGUGUGGUCAUUUCUGUGGUUGCUACCAGCUUCCUGGGUAAUGUCCAAUAAACUAGCUUUAAAGAUCACAGAAGUUGUUUUCGCUUGACGUAAAUUACGUUCAAAAUUCCUGGUACGGUUGUUUUCAGCCGGAUUGUGCUGAUAAAACCAACACAAACUAGUGUAAACUCUCGUCCACAAUCUCUGCAUUGUGUUGUUGCAUACUUGUCAAGGGGUUUUACUAAGGCAAUUUAAAAAAUAAAUUUAUGUAACCAA